Phalacrocorax carbo (great cormorant) is the source of this 1312-nucleotide messenger RNA. The record is from RefSeq and is a predicted model, not a curated record. NCBI's taxonomy places the organism in Eukaryota, Metazoa, Chordata, Aves, Suliformes, Phalacrocoracidae.
AAUCGCGGCCCUCCCCUCACGGAGGCGGUGGGGCGGCAGGGGCCGGGCCGUGCCAGCCGCCGGCGGGAUGGAGAUGGAGGUGGAGGCCGUGGAGGACGAGAAGGCCGGUCCCGCGGCGGGCGAGAAGCGCGGACUCGCCGGCGGCCAUUACGAGUUGCCCUGGGUGGAAAAAUACAGACCCGUGAAAUUAUGUGAAAUAGUUGGAAAUGAAGAUACUGUGAGCAGGUUGGAGGUCUUUGCAAAAGAGGGGAAUGUACCAAAUAUUAUAAUUGCUGGUCCCCCAGGAACAGGUAAAACCACCAGUAUCCUCUGCUUGGCUCGUGCUCUGCUUGGUCCUGCAUUAAAGGAUGCUGUUUUGGAGCUGAAUGCCUCAAAUGACAGGGGCAUUGAUGUUGUGAGAAACAAAAUCAAAAUGUUUGCCCAGCAAAAGGUCACACUUCCAAAAGGUCGGCAUAAAAUAAUCAUCCUUGAUGAAGCAGACAGCAUGACAGAUGGAGCACAGCAAGCAUUGAGAAGAACAAUGGAAAUUUAUUCCAAAACAACGCGCUUCGCACUUGCGUGCAAUGCCUCUGACAAAAUCAUAGAACCUAUUCAGUCCCGGUGUGCAGUGCUGCGUUACACCAAGCUGACAGAUUCACAAAUCCUUGCAAGGCUACUGAAGAUUGUUGAGAAAGAGAAUGUACCAUAUACAGAUGAUGGACUAGAAGCCAUUAUCUUCACAGCCCAAGGAGAUAUGAGACAGGCAUUAAACAACUUGCAGUCCACAUAUUCUGGAUUUGGCUUUAUAAACAGUGAAAAUGUCUUUAAGGUAUGUGAUGAGCCUCAUCCUCUGCUUGUGAAAGAAAUGAUACAACACUGCAUAAAUGCAAAUAUUGAUGAAGCGUACAAGAUUCUUGCCCACCUGUGGCGACUUGGAUACUCUCCAGAAGAUGUGAUUGGCAACAUCUUCCGGGUGUGUAAAACCUUUCAAAUGCCAGAAUAUCUGAAACUGGAAUUUAUCAAGGAAAUCGGGUACACUCAUAUGAAGAUAGCAGAAGGUGUGAACUCGCUUUUACAAAUGGCUGGACUGCUGGCCAGGCUGUGUCAGAAGACCGCAGCCCCCGCAGCAAGUUAAGUAUUGCAGGGAGCUGAAGCCGGCAUUCUGGGAGGUGACAGCCUGGUGCGCCAGGUCAGCAGCUCUGUGUGUGUCCUGCAUUCGGCAUGCAAUGAGCCUCUUCCCUUGGUUUCGCUAAAUCACAGACGAAUAACCAGGUUCUAUUCUAAAAAUGUUUUGUAAUUUUUUUUAUUUAGACCAAUAAAGAUUUAAAAUUUA